AUGGACCGGCCCCCUUCGAUAUCCGGGCCGGAGGAAUUGGUGAAUCUGGUCGCCCGGAAUGGUCAAACAUUGGACAACACUCUCCGACGCCUGUCCAACAAAUCGAAUGAGGGUUUGAGCUCCUCCCCAACAUCCACGGAUGUAGACGUCCGACAAGCUAUCACUAGACCCCCUAGUGCCAAACUUGCACUUUCGGGAGACAUCGCAGAAGGACAGCCCUCUCUUCGGCACCCAUUCCCUCAUCUCUAUCAUUCGUCAAGUACCUCGAGAUCCCCAUCCACGCGAACGUCUUCCAGCUCGCUCCAGGCGCUCAAUGAGGAUAUAGUGGUUGAUGCUCGGUCGGAUCACAGCGCAAUUGGGCGAAAUCCCAUCACACGCAAAAUGGUGCAACUGGGCCAGUCGGAUAUUCCAUCCGGAGACUAUCCUGUCUACCCCGACCAAUCAUACGCUGUGCUGCAAUCACAAGUCCAUCCCACGUAUCAACCUCCCUUCUUGCGCACCCGCAGUUCAUAUCCGUCUCGGAUCGAGGCCGCUUCUCGAUUUCCACCAGCACGUGCCGCGCGCACCGCGGGCAAUACCCCCAUCUCUAGCCCUGGGCUAUUCUCUGUGCGUAGCCCUCGCUCAACACCUCCAAUCGCAUCGGAUGAUGAAGGUCGGAUGAGUAGCCCAUACCUUCAUCCUACCCAUCUUCAACCACCAAAAGAGACUCAUACAGCGGAGGUAGACCGAGAUCUGAUCACUGGCAACAAGCUGAUCAACCAAUACGAAAUACUUGAGGAGCUUGGACGCGGAGAGCAUGGAAAAGUGAAAUUAGGUCGCCAUGUGACGACUCGACAAAAAGUUGCCAUCAAGAUUGUUCAACGAUACUCCAAGCGUCGUCGAUUGGGCAAGCUGGGCAAUCCCGAAGACAAGGUAAAAAAGGAAGUCGCCAUUCUCAAGAAAGCUCGUCAUCCAAACGUGGUCAGUCUGCUGGAAGUUAUCGACGACCCCAAUCGCCAGAAAGUAUACAUAGUCCUCGAGUAUGUGGAAAAUGGUGAAAUUAUCUGGCGCAAACGGGGUUUGCGGGAAAUUGUGCACGUUGAUAAGCGCCGAUUGGAGCGCGAGAAGGCUGGCAUUCCCGAGACCCCCUCUUUCAUGGAGGAAAGUCAACAGUAUGUCAAAACCGCCCGGCACCUCCGCCGCCAACGCGAGAAGGCACGCGAACGGCUCGAAGCCCAGGCGGCUUUUGCGCAGGAGGCUCCCAUACCGGCCUGGAGUUUGGAGCACGGUGCAGAAUCCGAUGAAGAGCAAGACGCAGAGCCUGGUGUGACUCGCAUACCGAGUCGAUCUCUGAUGAGCCACGACGAACAUCAGUCCUCCCCAUGUCAUUCGUAUGCAUCAGGCCCCGAAGCAGCCUUGGCCGCAGUGGAAGGCAGUAUGUAUGGCGCUUAUGCAGAUUACUCAUUCGACAGAAGAUUCAGCACCGCAUCAAGCAGCUUCGGUUAUGCACCAUCAGAGCCUGAGUGGUUCAGUGACGAUGACGAUAUGUCCUAUGUGCCAUGUCUAACAUUUGCCGAGGCGCGCAAUGCGUUUCGAGAUUCGCUCUUGGGGUUGGAAUAUUUGCACUUUCAAGGUAUUAUCCACCGAGAUAUCAAACCAGCAAAUUUACUGGUCACCAGCAAUUAUCGAGUCAAGAUUUCCGACUUCGGGGUAUCUUACCUUGGUCGACCCAUCCGAGACGAGGAUGAAGAACAUAUUGAAGAGACGGAUGCGACCGAAUUAGACGACGCACGGGAAUUAUCCAAGACCGUCGGGACACCCGCCUUUUAUGCACCGGAAUUGUGCUACACAGGCGACGAUUUCGUAGACAGUCUUGGCAGUGCUCCCCGGAUCACUGGUGCUAUCGAUGUCUGGUCGCUUGGUGUCACCCUUUAUGGCAUGAUUUUCGGACGCCUACCCUUUGUUUCAGACGACGAGUAUAGUAUGUUUCAGACUAUUGUGAAAAAAGAAGUGUUCAUACCCCGGAAGCGCUUGAAGCCGGUCGAGGAAGAUCCCGAUGCCGCCAGCCAGUGGCCGCGUUUCGACGACGACAGCAAGCGAAUGGAGCAUGAGUUAGUGUAUGAAGACAUUGAUGAUGAGCUCUAUGAUCUCCUUAAACGGUUGCUGACCAAGGAUCCGGUGAAACGGAUCACUGUGAAAGAGAUCAAGCACCAUCCUUGGAUUCUCUACGGCCUUCCCAACCCCCGAGCUUGGGUAGAAGAGACUGACCCGGGCUAUCAAAGCAAGGGCAAGAAAAUCGAAGUAUCAAACGAGGAAGUCACGACGGCUGUCAGCAAAGUACCCCUUUUCCAGAGGGUACGCUCCAAUGUUGCAAAAUGGUCUCAUUUCCUCACUGGACGCUCGAAAGAGAAGGAUAGUCGCAAGCGUACUCCUAGUAAUAACUCUGCUGACUCCUCUUCCGCCAAGUCUCUUUGGGAGGGUCGCCGCCUCAGUCUCAGGGGCGAUGAGGAUCUUUCGCGUUCAAUUCGUUCGUUCAGGGAUGGGGAACACCCCCUUUCACAGAGUGUCACUGCAAGUCCCGUUGGUCGGGAUGAGCAGACCUCGUACUUCGUUCAGUCCGAGUUCACACCCUCACAUGAACGGACCGUGCGCCCUGACCCCCCGGAGCGCGCGGCCUCGACUUUGUCCACGGCCGAGUCUGCAAAGACUGUCAAGCCGGCCGAUCGUCGCAAUUCACCUAUACCUCAACGGACAGGCACGCCCGUCCGUGUAGAACAUUCAGGAACCACCAAUCUAGGCGGGCUAUUUGGCGGCGCAAGCCGUCGGCUAGCACGGGGGCUUCAGCCCCAUGACUGGCGCUCCGAUCGGUCUGUUUCCGGCGAGACAACAGCAUUGGAAAGUGAUCGCCACUCCGAGCCAAGUUUGGCUAUCAGUGUUACUUCCGCGGUCGGACACAUGCAACAUCCUGCUCUCCGUUCCAAUGAAGAUUUACUCUCGAUUCCACAUGAUUAUUCAUUUUCUACGUCCCCCGGACAUCGGCGCAACCGCUCUCAUCAGCUUCCCGGUAAACACUCCGAGCCCUUCCAGCUCACUCGAGAAGCCUUGCUACGGAAGAGAAGGAGCGGGAUUGAGUCGAACUUCGACAUCGAUCAUGCACACACACGUGGCUCACUUGGAUCGGAUCACGAUACAUUGGUCCCGCCCUACGAGAUUUACACCCAGGCUACCGGUCCCUCUGUAGAACAUUUCAUUUCCGGCGAACCCUGCUUAACGACCUCGCCACCUUCGGCUGCUACUAUCUCUUCGUCCUCAGUUGACGAAUAUACCAGCGGAAUGUCUCAGAGAACCUCUCAUGCAAGCAUUCCAUCUGUGGUCUCCGGGGCGUCUUCCAUCUCAGGAGAGGGUGGUGCCAGGGACAGAGAUUGUGAAACCGCAACUAAAAUACCCUCAAUACUUCGUACUGAUGACACCGUGAAAGCCCCACCGCUUAACCUCUCACGCUCCAACGAGGACGAUGAGUCCCGGUAUUACUGUGACGACGAGGAGGAGUCCGAAGGGGACUCUGAAGACGAAGGUCUCGUGAUUGGCAAGAAGAGAACCACGCCCCAGAAACCUAUCAUUCGGCCCGGACAUUCUAAGUCAUAG
Aspergillus saccharolyticus JOP 1030-1 is the source of this 3624-nucleotide messenger RNA. Its product is annotated as putative serine/threonine protein kinase. The record is from RefSeq and is a predicted model, not a curated record. The transcript has 2 exons. The coding region runs from base 1 to 3624 and encodes 1207 amino acids. NCBI's taxonomy places the organism in Eukaryota, Fungi, Ascomycota, Eurotiomycetes, Eurotiales, Aspergillaceae. Gene Ontology annotation, biological process: protein phosphorylation. Gene Ontology annotation, molecular function: protein kinase activity; ATP binding.